Messenger RNA from Hirsutella rhossiliensis, 1185 nucleotides. RefSeq names its product FluG domain-containing protein. The coding region runs from base 1 to 1185 and encodes 394 amino acids. The record is from RefSeq and is a predicted model, not a curated record. NCBI's taxonomy places the organism in Eukaryota, Fungi, Ascomycota, Sordariomycetes, Hypocreales, Ophiocordycipitaceae. The transcript is spliced from 2 exons.
AUGUGCACGCCACUGCGUUGGAAACAAGAGUGGCUGAAACGACCCAUAUUUCGCGGGUUCGAUGGCUCAGCUGUUUCGGAUGGGAAGCCUCUGCCGUAUCACAAGUUGAACGACGAUAUGGAGCGACAGACUCUUGACGCUGGGUUUGAGAAAGCGCUGGGACCGAAGGCAUUCCGCAGAGGAGCCGCUAACGCGGCGGAUGGCAACGCAUCUGACGCAGUGCGCGACCAGAUGAUGCGCCACGACCCGAGAUGGGCCACUUUCAAUGGCGCCUACAUCAACGAAAAAGUUGAAUUUCACCUCGAGAGAGUCGUCGCCGGCGAGCCGACAGAUGACUGUUUGAUCGAUCUAUUCACGCACAUGAGCUUGACGCGUGACCCAGAAGCGAGGCAGAACAUGGUGCCUGACGAGGUCUGGCAAAGUCUAGAACCCGAUCCAGAGAUCUCGGAACUGGAGGCUCAGAGGGACAAGUUUAAGAACGGGCGCUACCGAAUUCGAGGUACUAAACAUGAAGAUAAGGUGCGAGAGCUUACGAAGACAAUCCGAAUGAAGAAGGCGCAGCGUGAAAAGAGUAUUCGAGAGUACUAUCGGCAAUACUACUUCUACCAUCGUCCCACAUGGGAGAUUGAGCGACAGCUUGCCAACGAUGACCAUCAAGUCGAGGAAGUUUAUUCAGCACCAGUGAUCGACCUUCACAUACCGGAGCGCGCACGGCUGGCAAAACUGCUUUGUCAACAAGCAGAUGAUCUGGACUUCGAUGGCUUCUUGCGGCUGCGCAUUGAGGUUGCUGAGCUCAUGACUUCUCUUAUUGGGAAGCGAGAAACAGUCAAACGAAGGCGCAUCGUCAAUAAGGUACAUAGUAGCGUCGCCUGUUCUUCGCAGGGUGAAUCAUCGGAGCCCGACCGUUUCCCGCUGCUCAUGGGCAAGGCACAGUGUCCCCGUUGCAUCGGCGAUGAAUCAAUGACUGUGGAGGAGAGAACAUUUUCCUAUUGUCGGCCGGCUGUGAUGAAUGAUCAUUUUGGCCGCGAACAUCUUGUCACAAUGGAACAGAUGGAACGCGAUGGCUUCAUAGGCUGUAUGCACCCGAAGUGCAGAGAGGCGGACAUCAAGCUGCACAGUCUUGAUCAUUUUCGGAAUCACGUCGCCAGGGUGCAUGGUGUUGCCCUUCGGCCCACCCGACGGUAG